Messenger RNA from Ceratotherium simum simum (southern white rhinoceros), 1735 nucleotides. The record is from RefSeq and is a predicted model, not a curated record. NCBI's taxonomy places the organism in Eukaryota, Metazoa, Chordata, Mammalia, Perissodactyla, Rhinocerotidae.
CAGGGGCCGGGAGCCCGCGCCGCGCAGCCGGGCAGCCGGGCGCGCCGGGGGUGGGUCCCUCUCCCCAGCCCGGCUCUGCGUGGAAGAAGAGGGCGGGGACCGGCGCGGGGAGGAGAGCGGAGGAGGAGAAGGGGGCAUGACUCGUGCAACUUGCGGCGGGCAUCUGCCGAGCCUCUGAGCCGGCGGCGGCCCGGGGCCCGGAUUGCGGCCGCGCCGAUCCCACCCAGCCCACCCCGCCCCGGCCGACGGCUGCGGCUGACCUGGAUCCUCGGAGCGCCCGCCGGCCGGCAGUGAUCCGCCUUCGUCUUCCGGGCUGGUUUCUGGAGCGCGAGGAGCGCUCUCCUCGCGGCCCCUCUCGCCGGACCCCCGGCCCCCGAUGGCUCGGAUGGGGCUUGCGGGCGCCGCUGGACGCUGGUGGGGACUCGCUCUCGGCUUAACUGCAUUCUUCCUUCCAGGCUCCCACACCCAGGUGGUCCAAGUGAACGACUCCAUGUAUGGUUUCAUUGGCACGGAUGUGGUGCUGCACUGCAGCUUCGCCAACCUGCUGCCCGGCGUGAAGAUCACCCAGGUCACGUGGCAGAAGUCCACCAAUGGCUCCAAGCAGAACGUGGCCCUCUACAACCCAGCCAUGGGCGUCUCCGUGCUGGCUCCCUACCGCGAGCGUGUGGAAUUCCUGCGGCCCUCCUUCACUGACGGCACCAUCCGCCUCUCCCGCCUGGAGCUGGAGGAUGAGGGUGUCUAUAUCUGCGAGUUUGCCACCUUCCCAGCUGGCAAUCGAGAGAGCCAGCUCAAUCUCACUGUGAUGGCCAAACCCACCAACUGGAUAGAGGGCACCCAAGCAGUGCUUCGAGCCAAGAAGGGGCAGGAAGACAAGGUCCUGGUGGCCACCUGCACCUCGGCCAAUGGGAAGCCUCCCAGUGUGGUAUCCUGGGAAACUCGGCUGAAGGGCGAGGCAGAGUACCAGGAGAUUCGGAACCCCAACGGCACGGUGACGGUCAUCAGCCGCUACCGCCUGGUGCCCAGCCGGGAGGCCCACCAGCAGUCCCUGGCCUGCAUCGUCAACUACCACAUGGACCGCUUCCGGGAAAGCCUCACCCUCAACGUGCAGUAUGAGCCCGAGGUGACCAUCAAGGGAUUUGAUGGGAACUGGUACCUGCAGCGGAUGGAUGUGAAGCUCACAUGCAAAGCUGAUGCUAACCCCCCAGCCACCGAGUACCGCUGGACCACGCUAAACGGCUCUCUCCCCAAGGGUGUGGAAGCCCAGAACAGAACCCUCUUCUUCCGGGGACCUAUCAACUAUAGCCUGGCAGGGACCUACAUCUGUGAGGCCACCAAUGCCAUUGGCACCCGCUCGGGCCAAGUGGAGGUCAACAUCACAGAAAAGCCCCUCCCCCAGGGGGGCCUAGGAAGUGCUGCCAGGUUCCUUGGGGGCAUCGUGGCCCUGGUCCUCAUCCUUGGUGUGGCUCUUGCAGUCUUCUUUCUGUAUCACCGGCAGCGGAAGAGCUGGCUGGCGAUGGACAGUGGCAGGACUGCCCUGUCCCCCUCUCAGAAGCUGGAGCCUCCUCCCAACAGGCAGAGCCACCUUGCACCUGAGCACAUCCAGAUUCUCCACCUGGAGCCAGGGACGCGGCAGCCACAGCAGGAAGAGGAGGAACUGCAGAAGCUGCCCCUGCAGACCCCCUACUAUGAUCUGGGGGCCUCCCCGUCCUACUGCCCCUCAGUAAGGAACCCCUGA